Molecule: messenger RNA, 1776 nt
Organism: Letharia lupina
Lineage: Eukaryota; Fungi; Ascomycota; Lecanoromycetes; Lecanorales; Parmeliaceae
Exons: 6
Coding region: 1-1776 (591 amino acids)
Biological process (GO): cellular response to iron ion starvation; reductive iron assimilation
Cellular component (GO): high-affinity iron permease complex
Molecular function (GO): ferroxidase activity; copper ion binding
Source: RefSeq, a predicted model, not a curated record
AUGUUCUCUUCGUCUAGCAUUCUUCUCCUCUGCUUUGGAUGGCUAGCCCACGCGGCCACAGUCACAUACGACUUCAACAUCACUUGGGUCACCGCCAACCCUGAUGGCCUUCUCAACCGACCGCUCAUCGGAAUCAAUGGCCAAUGGCCUGUACCAUACAUCACUGCAACUGUGGGAGACCGCGUUGUGGUCAAUGUACUCAACCAACUCGGCAACGAGUCCACGAGUCUGCACUUCCACGGUAUUUACCAGAAUGGGUCUACGGAAAUGGAUGGUGUUACCGGCGUGAGCCAGUGUCCCAUUCAACCAGGAGGAUCGUUCACGUACAACUUCACGAUUGAUCAGCCAGGUACAUACUGGUAUCACUCGCACGAGACUGCCCAGUAUCCUGAUGGUCUUCGUGGACCGUUGAUCGUCAAUGAUCCCAAUUCUCCUUACAAGGGGCAGUACGAUGAGGAGAUGGUGUUGACCGUGUCAGACUGGUAUCACGACGAAAUACCGAAGCUCAUGAAGAGUUUUAUCAGUGUGACCAACCCAACGGGAGCUGAGCCAAUACCAAAAUCUGCCCUCAUGAAUGACACCUACAACCUCACAACGCCAAUCGAGCCUGGAAAGACUUACAUGUUCCGCAUUAUCAACGUAGGCGCCUUUGCCGGUCAAUACUUCUGGUUCGAAGGCCACACUAUGACGAUCGUGGAAGUUGACGGCAUCUAUACCGAGGCUGCCGAAGCCGACUUGAUCUAUAUCACUGCAGCACAGCGUUACAGCGUUCUCGUCACAAUGAAGAACGAUACCUCUACCAACUACGCCUACGUUGGAAGCAUGGAUCAGAGUUUGUUCGACACGGUUCCUGCAUCCCUCAAUCCAAACGGCACUGGCUGGCUCGUCUACGACGAUACAGCACCUUUGCCCACGCCUGCUCUUCUUGACACAUUCAACGAGUUCGACGACUUCACGCUAAUUCCAACAGACGGUGAAGAGCUCCUCGGCCCAGUCGACUACUCUUUCAACCUUGACCUGAAGAUGGACAACCUAGGGGACGGAGCCAAUUAUGCAUUCUUCAACGAUAUAACCUAUGUCCGCCCCAAAGUCCCAACCCUCUACACUGCUCUCUCCGCUGGCGACCUCGCGAACAACGCCACCAUCUAUGGCAUCAACUCCAAUCCCUACAUCCUAGAGCAUAACGACGUUAUAGAGAUCAUCCUCAACAACAACGACACAGGCAAACACCCCUUCCAUCUCCACGGCCACGCUUUCCAAGCCGCCGCACGCUCAGACAAAGAUGCUGGGAAAUACGUUGGCAACGAGACAUUCGCAGCGGUGCCAAUGAGGCGGGAUACUUUUAUGCUAACCCAACACCUUGCACGCAUCUGGUUCUUCCACUGCCACAUCGAAUGGCACCUCGCCUCCGGCCUCAUCGCCACCAUGAUCGAAGCCCCCGCCCUCCUCCAAACCACCCUCUCCAUCCCCCCCUCCCACCUCGACGUCUGCACCGCCCAGAACAUCCCCACCGUCGGCAACGCGGCCGGCAACGCCGUCGACCCGCUCGACCUGACCGGCGCCCCGGAGCCCCCCCGCCCCCUGCCGGCCGGGUUCACGGCCAAGGGCAUCGUGGCUUUGGUUUGCAGCUGUCUGAGCGCUUUUGCGGGCAUCGCCGUCAUUUCUUGGUACGGCGCGGGUGAGAUCGGCAAGCAGGUGCCGAGCAAAGGGACCGAGGAGGCUGCCGCGGCUGCGGAGGUCGAAGAUGAGAUUGGUGGCGAUGUCGUUGGGGAGUGA